Molecule: messenger RNA, 1937 nt
Organism: Salarias fasciatus (jewelled blenny)
Lineage: Eukaryota; Metazoa; Chordata; Actinopteri; Blenniiformes; Blenniidae
Product: WD repeat-containing protein 74-like
Exons: 2
Coding region: 117-1244 (375 amino acids)
Biological process (GO): ribosomal large subunit biogenesis
Cellular component (GO): preribosome, large subunit precursor; nucleolus
Molecular function (GO): protein binding
Source: RefSeq, a predicted model, not a curated record
GAUUCACGCGUGUUUCCGAGACCCGGACCUGGAGCGAGCCUGAGAGAACCAGAGACACCUGGACCCGGAACGACCCGAACCCAGAGAGACCCGGAGCGACCCGGAGCGCCCGGGAGAUGGAGGAGCGCGCCCGCCUGUGCUCCGUGUGGCUGGGCUCGGAGACCGGGAUCCUGAAGGGGGUCAGCGUGGCCCGGAAGCAGGCCUUCAACUUCUGCAACAGCAGCCACCUGAGCCGGGACCAGGAGGUGCGGGUCCUGGCCUGGGCCGACCCGGACGAGAGCGAGCUGCUGCUGGGCUCGGUGGACGGCUCCGUCAAGACCUUCAGCCUGGAGAAGGGGGUCUUCACGGACACGCGCCGCUGCGGGGACGCGCAGGACGGCUGCUUCACCGGGCUGGGCGCGCUCCCGGGGGGCGCGCUGCUGACCUGCGUGGAGCGCGGCGUCGUGCGCGUGUGGCGCGAGGACAAGUCCGAGCCCGUGACCGAGCUGAACGCGGGCGCGAACGUGUGCAGGAUGCGGCAGAGCCCCGUGAACGCGCAGCGCGUGGCCACCGGGGGUAAGGAGAACGGGCUGAAGCUGUGGGACCUGGAGCGGCCCGGGGGGCCCGUCUUCACCGCCAAGAACCUGCGGGACGACUGGCUGGACCUGCGGAGGCCCCACUGGGUCCGGGACAUGGCCUUCAUCCCCGACUCCGACAAGGUGGUCACCUGCACCGGACACCACCAGGUCCACGUGUUCGACCCGUCCACCCCUCAGCGCCGGCCCGUGCUGGAGGCGGAGUUCGGCGAGUAUCCGCUGACGGCGCUGGCCCUGCCGGCCGCCGGCGGCGCCGUGGUGGUGGGCAACACGCACGGGCAGGUGGCCGUGCUGGACCUGCGGAAGGGGCUGGUGCGCGGCGCCCUGAAGGGGCUGGCGGGCGGCGUGCGGGCGCUGCAGUGCCACGCCUCCGCCCCCCUGGUGGCGUCCUGCGGCCUGGACCGCUUCCUGCGCGUCCACAGCCUGGACGACCGGACGCUGCAGCACAAGGUCUACCUCAAGUCCCGCCUCAACUGCCUGCUGCUGUCCCGGCGCCCCCUGGAGGAGGCGGGGGCGGGGCCAGGGGCGGGGCCGGGCGAGGUGAAGGAGGAGCAGGACGAGGACGACGAGGUGUGGGCGGCCAUGGAGCAGGUGGAGGAGGAGGCGGGAAAGAGAAAAGCAGAAGAACCGGAGACACAGAAGAAGACGAAGAAGAAGAAGAAGAAGUGAGGAGCCUGUGGGGCGUUCAGGUGCCAGCAAAGUGUGGGACAUUUUGAAACUUAUUUCCUGAGAUGCACCUGAACGCCUCACACACACACACAUCUGCCGCAUCGAGAAAACAAACUGGGACUUGAACGCAACACAACCAUUCAUACAAACUGGUGUGUGUGUGUGUGUGUGUGUGUGUGUGUGUGUGUGUGUGUGUGUGUGUGUGUGUGUGUGACGUCGCUCUGGUCAUGGAGAAUAAAACAUUCUUCAGUGAGUUCAGUGGUUUUAUUGCACGGCUGUAACUGAAUGAAAUGUUACAACAGCAGAGAGAGACAGCAGCUGUGGAACUCUUCAAUCUGGUCCUAAAUGCAGACUUCAGUCUCGGUUCUACUUAGAACCUCUUUAGAGUUAGUUCAGUUUUUCUAUCGCGUUCAGUUCUAACGUGUUUCAAACUGUUAAUGAGGUGAAACACCUCUUCAUAUCCCAGAAGAGCUCUGAGCAGGUUCUAGAUAAUGUUCUACAAGACGUUUUCUCCUCCUCACGUCUGUAAACUGUUCUCACAUCUGGAGAACGUCUCAGUGGAACAAUGUAACAUUUAGUGGUAGAAAUUCUAUUUUACGAGCCGCCGAACACCUAAAAAUAAACUUUUUAUGGACUUGUAACAUUUUUGUCUAAAGUUAGCCUGAAGCUAAAUCUGAUUAAAUGUGACCUUUG